CACAGUACUGUUAAUAUCGAAGAUAAGACUGCCUGUGUGCUUUGCUCCUUGUCUCUAAGGUGCUGGUCACAUUUGGGUGGUCAGCAGGUGAUCUCCUUACAGCAGCGUGGCUGUGUCCAUCAUGAGCAGAACUGCGGUGACCGGGACAAUAAUGUCACCGUUGUCACAGAGAACAUCAGCAAAGGCAAGGAACACAUCUUCAGAAAGGUGGAAACCAAUAAUUUGAUGAUUCCGUAUGACUACACCUUUGUGAUGCACUAUGGCAGGUAUGCAUUCGCUAAAGAUUAUGGUAAGCUGCCAACUAUCAUUCCAAAGCCAGACUCUAGUGUUCAGAUCGGAGGGGCCCGACAGAUGAGUCGCCAGGACAUCGUGAGGGUCAACAUGUUUUACAACUGCAGAGAGUAUUGGGCUUUAUUAUACUAUAUCUUACAAUGGAAAAUACAUGUUUUCUUUCAAUCGUGCGUUUCAUAACAUGAGAAUAAAUGUUUGUUUUUUUGUGAACUUUGUCAACACUGCUGAUGUUGUGCCUUUUUAUGUUGUCUUUUCACACCAAUGGGAGGACACUUGAAUAAAUGAAUUUAGAAGACUACAUCAGAUAUUUCAACCAACAACUAUUUGAAAUCAAAUCAAAUGGCAGCUAAUCAAUUAGCUUUCUGGAUGAGGUCAAAUUCACUUCGCACAAUAUUCAUCGCUUUAUGUUGUGUUGUGGAUGCUUCACCGCCCAGUU
Molecule: messenger RNA, 727 nt
Organism: Oncorhynchus kisutch (coho salmon)
Lineage: Eukaryota; Metazoa; Chordata; Actinopteri; Salmoniformes; Salmonidae
Product: high choriolytic enzyme 1-like
Exons: 3
Biological process (GO): proteolysis
Molecular function (GO): metalloendopeptidase activity
Source: RefSeq, a predicted model, not a curated record